AGUGGGCUGCAAGUCAAAUGAGCUCUCCGUCAUCCUGCCGCCGAGCACCGGAGGUACUGCGGUAAGAUGCGGCGACGCACGAUGCCGAGCGCUGGAUGAAAUGAUGCGCAAUGGCCGAACGAGUGGGGGGGGGAGACCGAAGAAGCAUUCACUAACUGCGGGGUCUGCCUCUGAUCUACACGAGAGGGCUACAGCGAUGCGUGUGUGACUGAUCUGUAGAGCUGCAGCUCCAGUGGUGCAGGCCGAGGGGAAGGAUGUGAUGCCGCUGAAGGAUGCUCCACAGCCCGAGGAGGGAAGAAUAGGCUUCGUCUGUAAGGAAGGAAGAGAGACAUUAAGUGAAGGACACUUCAUUUAAAGACACUAAGGCAUCGAAUAAGGUUGUUUGUGACAGCUGAGUCAGUCCUCAGUGAUGAGAGAGCGGCCGACAGGGAGGACGUUUAAGCUCUGAAGACAGCAUCACUGAGGAAAACAAACUUCUCAUUAUCCACUCCAUCAUCAGCGCCGACAAAUGGAUGUCUGACCUGGGCGUUUAUUUUCUUCAGGACUCUCAAAGUUGAGGAGGGAUAAAGAGAAACAAGCACUACUCCAGCUGGCUGUCAGGGAAACAGCUCAUUCUAUUUCUCUUUUUUGUCAGAAUGAACUAAGAUUUUAGAAAGAGAGUCUUUCAGUGUCGAGUAGAUUUGUCAGAAUGAAAUGAUACAGUAUUUCAUAAUGCUUACUGUAUUCUUCUUCCAACUAUGAUAUGUUUACCUUUUGAGCUGUCACGCUCUGAAUCAAGAAUAGACUCUUGAUAGUGCCAGCACUUCCUCUCAUGAAUAGGAUUUCAACUUGACCUGACCUGAUCUGAUCUGCAUUUUAAUAAAGCAUAAGCGAGGACAAACCAAUAAAACAUAGAUGAGGCCAACAACAAGCACCAUGCUCCAGCAGAAUAACAACAACAACUACCCCUGCCUGAACGUGUCGGGCUCCACCAGAGACAUGCUCCAGAAGUGCUCCAGAGCCUCUCUGCCCUUCCCCAGCCGACUGGAGCUGGGCCUGGGAGACCUGCCGCUGAUCCGGGGCCUCCGAGCCUGGGCCCUGUGCUCCAAGAACCGCCGGAAGGUGGGAGGAGGAGGACAGGCCCCCAUAGCUCCUCCUGCGGGCCGUGGGGGUUCCACUUCCUGCCCCAGGCCUGCAGAUGUGUACCUGAGUGGGGAGUGGGGUCGCAUGGGGUACGGGCUACCUCUGGGGCUGGACGCCAGGCAGGCUGGGCUUGGAGCCUUAGUUACAGUGGCCACUCUGAAGACCUCAGAGGGCAGCGGGAAGACACAGACUCAAUGCCUCUUCCUCCGGACUGAGAAAGGAAGCUGUUUGUACUCCACAGCCAAACCCAGUUCUGGGGGGACUACCAGUGCAGCCUCCAGCGUGGUUGGAGGAUGGCUGAGAGGGAAGACAGGAGGAGGAAACCGGGUUAGGGUGCGAUCUGGCCGGAGAUGGAGGAAGUCAAAUAAUGCUCUGGAAAAAAGAGGCGUGAGCAGAGAGAGGCAGCAGAGCAGCAGGGAGGAUCCUGCAGGAGAAAUCUCUCUGGAAGAAAGGCAGGAAGAGCCAGACAAAGGACGCCUGGCCAGUAAACAGCUUCCCAGCCCGCAGCAGGACAGCAGGAGAGCCAGGCAGGAGAGAGACGCAGCAAGCAGAAGUCCUAGAUGCUGCCACAACGCUUCUCCCAGAACCUGUGCUCGGUGUGUAAGGAGAGCACAGAGGAGGGGAAGCCAGGAUGGACACGAGGCAGGAGAAAGUCCAAGAAGAGGCACCUCAAACAGGAUAAAGGGUGAGGGGAAAGGAAUGAGGAAGGGCAUGCAAAGGAAUGAGGAGGAGGAAGAGAAGGGAGGCCUCUGCGGGUUAGAGUCAUCCAGUUCUGUUUGGGCUGUACCAGACCCUGAGCUAGAGUCUAACCACUCUCAUCCAGAAUCCAACAGCAGCUGUGAUGGUGAAGAGACUGGAAAAGAGAGCAACGAGGAGCUGAAGACACAAACCUCUCAAAGCAAGGACGACUAUUCAGAAAGAGAGGAGGAUAACAACUCUGAGGUUAUGAAACUAGAUACUGGAAACAAUGAUUCUCCUCUUGGCCACUCUGGACAGGGUAAUGUUACCUUAGGACUUAACAGAGAUCUUGAUGACAGAAAACCAAGUGAAAACCCCUGUGAAGAAGUAGCACCUAAUAUGAAUGGAUGUCCUGAUCAGUCUGGGGCAGAUCAAAACACUGACACAGAAAGGGAGAGUGUGGAUGUUGAAGAGAAGGAAGGGAGCAUCAAUCGGACUCCUGCAGAAUUCCCGGUUUUCUCCGACUGCUAUGAGGAGGUCUCUGUCUCCAUCAGCACUGCAGUCUCCCUUGAGCUGUCCACUCCUGUAGAGGGCAGCACCUUCAAUAAUGACCAUGAGAUGUGUGUUCAGAGAGAGCAAGUGAACUCCAGAACAGAUCCCCUUGAGGGGUAUCAACAAGGGGUGGCAGACCCAGGAAUCGUUGCUAAAAGAGAACUGGAUCUAAUCAGACUUGUGCAACCAGAACCCAACUGUGCGGCUGCCGAGAGCAACACUGUGAACACAAACAGGAAACCCCUGUUUUCCUUUCAAAAUGCAGGAAAUGGCAGCGUGCUACAGGAGAGAGAAGCUUCGUCUAAGCCUCCAGGACACAGAGAUCCUUCCAUUUCUGAGACAGACGGGAGGAACGUAACAGGGAACGAUUGCAACUGUAGUCCAACUGAGCUUAACAGAGCAGGGCCCAGAGAUGAGCUGGUGUUGGGUAAUAGAGAAGCAGAGUUACAUGAAGGGGAUACAGAGGAGAAAGAGGACACAUCUGGAGAGAUUUUGAGGAGGGAAUGCACCUGCUUUGAGCUGGACAAUGCCGAGGGCAAAGGUGACAAAGAACGAAAUACAGAGGGUCCCACAAAUGAAAGUUCCAUACAGGAGGAUAAUGACAAAAAGGAAACUGAAAAUUGUGCACAAAUGGACAAUUGGAGGGUAGAGGAGUCUGCAGGCGGAUGCAGGGGAAGGGGGAAAGAGGUUGUAGACACCUGUGGACAAUCAGCCCAUGUUGAAGCAACUGGAGAGACCGGCAGUACUGUUGCCUGUGCUGAUCCCCCCACCUCUCUUGCACUCUCCCUGGCUAAUCCUGCCCCCACUUUUCAGCCCCUGAGUUCCAUGGAAACCAGACUGCAAUGUUUGGACGAGAAUGUGGAGAAGGAAAGGGUCGGAGUGCUGGAAGGAGACGAAAAAGGAGGCCAGGAAGGGAAGAAGAGGCUCAGGAGACUAUUGGAGGAGCAGGGUGAGGCGGAGAGGGUCUCCACCGUGGCCACUGAGGAGGAGGGGAGAGAGGAGGAGGGGAAGGAGGAAGAAGAUGAGUUUGGAGUAUUCAUGCAGGCGGAGGGAGAGCCGGCCUGGAGCGAGGGAUCCACCACUGCCCCAGUGCCUUGUGGGAGCAGAGAACGUGUUGCACAUGGAAGCCGCGCCCUCGCUGGGGAGCCGACCCACUGGACACCAGGCUUGACGGAUAGCCUAAUCCACCAAUCAGAUGACAGGUGGACAGCCUUCCCUCAGGACUGGUCAGAUGAAGGUGGAGACAUGGUGGGACAGUGGUGGCCGACCAGCGCUGUGGAGGAGAGAAGAGAACCGGCCAAUCAGAAUCUGGCGGCUGUCUUUGCUGCAGCCUUCCCCUCGUCCUCAGAUGACCCCGGUGACCUCCAGACCGUCCCCACGCUGAGCCAGCUCCUCAGGGGCCGGGCCAGCCAGGAGCAGGGGCUGCUGGACACUUUCCAUGACUUGAACAAAAUGAUUUGCCAGAAAUACAAGAGAGGGAACGGGGUGUCUCGUGACCUGCUGCUGAGGACCUUCCACCUGGAGCCGCCGCGCACUGAAAGCAGACCCCCCCAAAGGACAGCCAAUCACCGUCUCUCCCCCGGCCUCCCCUCGACCAAUCAGCAUGCUCAUAACGCUGCUGCUAAGCGACGGUUGUCAUAUGACUACAACAGAAACAUGGAGUAACAGUGCGGCUCUGUUUGAACUGUGAUGCAUCAACGUUUUCCUGAAGGACUGCAGUGGCUGAAUUUCCAACACAUGUACUAUCUGUCAAACACUGACCUUUGACCUUUGCACCCUCCUGGUUAUUAGAACCUGGGCCGCUGUGAAGUCGGAUGAAAACAGAGCGACAGUUGGGUGUCAGAAGUUGUCUCCUCCAGCUCCUGUUGGAGUGUUUCCAUCACCGUGUGCCACCGUGUCCACUUUCUCUUCUUAUUUUUGCUUUCUGCCUCCGAGUGAUAUUUUCCUACCUAAUAUUUUAUUAUAGAUUUAAAUUGUAUCUCAAUAGAAAUAUGUCACUGUGUCAGAGCUGCUGUAUGACAGAAAUGUUCACGUUGCUUGAAGAAAUCUUAAUGGGUUGAGAAAAAGGGAGGAAGGAUUAAAAAUAAAUCAUUGUUUCUUGCAUUCAUGAUUUUAGAAGGUCAGCAUGCUUUGCUAACUAUCUUAUCUAAAAUGAAACAGGCAAACAUUUAUUCCCCUUGAUCUUUUUCUAUUAUCUUUAGCAAAAUAUGACAUUGAUGUCCUAUCCAGAACAUUGUCUGUAGCUCCACCAUGAGAUCCUUUCUUCCUCUGCAGCAACUCUGGCAGAAAGAUGUAGAGCUGAUGUGUUCAUGUCAUGUGGAAAAGGAAGAAAGCAAUAAGAGCAAAGGGUUUCUGUUCCAACCUGCAAUUAUUCAAAGGAUCAGACACUUUAAGAUGGCGAUUUGCAAAGUUAUUUCUUAUUAUAUUAAUAGUUAUUUAGCACUGAAUCCUUAAGGCUUAAAAAAAAAAGAGUCACUGAGUAAUUCAAAGUAAAGUAGGCAUUCCUGUUUGCUGUAACAUGCAGCACUGAAUAAAGUUAAACUAAUAGUGACAAAGAGCUGGAUUCAUGCAAAUGUCCAAGCUCUCCAUUUCUUAUUUUUCAAAGAUAGAAGCAACAGAGAAUCAUGUGAUCCACUGGAGGCAGAGUGAAGCAUUAUUUCACUCGCAGAAUUCUGAAGAUGUGUCCAGACCAGAGUUGGGUGUAACGCGUUACAAAGUAACGCGUCACUGUAAUAAUAGUACUUCUGUUCGUAACGGAGUAGUGUAAUGCGUAGUAAUCACACUACAGUUACUAACAUUGCCCCGACACGCGUUACUUCGUUACUUUUAUAAAAUAAUCACACUCACUGACAGACUAGAGGGGUUUCCGCCGCAGGUUUAUAUACA
Messenger RNA from Gymnodraco acuticeps, 5238 nucleotides. RefSeq lists its product as uncharacterized. The record is from RefSeq and is a predicted model, not a curated record. Bases 895 to 4017 code for a protein of 1040 amino acids. The transcript has 7 exons. NCBI's taxonomy places the organism in Eukaryota, Metazoa, Chordata, Actinopteri, Perciformes, Bathydraconidae.